Messenger RNA from Equus quagga, 5882 nucleotides. RefSeq names its product neuroligin 4 X-linked (gene NLGN4X). The transcript is spliced from 8 exons. Bases 715 to 3165 code for a protein of 816 amino acids. The record is from RefSeq and is a predicted model, not a curated record. Gene Ontology annotation, biological process: presynaptic membrane assembly; chemical synaptic transmission; neuron cell-cell adhesion. NCBI's taxonomy places the organism in Eukaryota, Metazoa, Chordata, Mammalia, Perissodactyla, Equidae. Gene Ontology annotation, molecular function: signaling receptor activity; neurexin family protein binding. Gene Ontology annotation, cellular component: synapse; cell surface; postsynaptic specialization membrane.
CGAGAAAGCAAAGGUGCCUGGACUAAAUACAUCCUCCUGAAUCAUACCCUCCAUCUGGGUUCCCUAGAAAAAGCUGGAUGUGUAAAAGGAACAUUUACAGCUGAUGCAGCUUUUCCACAGCUGAGGUAUCCAUUUGACUCACGACCAGGGCACAUUGGAAUGGCUAUGAAUGUCUCUAUGAACCUCAAAACCUCCAGUUGUAAAGAUGAAAUUAUAUGGAGUGUCCUACUUGAAACGUUGUCAUAGUGUGGAAUAGAUCAUCCUUAGCUUCCACAUCUGAUAUUCCUCAAAAGUAGGGAAAAAUGUGCUGAGAUGGAAAAGAAAUCAAGUAGAUUUCCAUGGAGGCAUUUUUAAAGGCAUCUUCUUAGAAGGACAAUGUAAUGGCUGACCGCUCUGCUUUGGAGUUUGCAUAAAGAAUCGUUUCCCUUGGGAGGUGUUGGAUGGUCUCUGCUUCCUGGAGCCUCGCUCUUGCUGGAAUCCAGUUCCAGGAUUAAGGGAGGGCCGCACUCUUGCAAUGGGCUGCCAAGAAAACCACUAGGUUUGUUCUUAACAUUGGGCUCUGUCUCUGACCCAUCUGAGAGGCUUCCUAGCAAGUGUAUCGCCUCUCCUGGGUCUUUUGCUCCCUUGAAAGCCCUCUCUCUUCACGGGCUUUCUUCACAGCUUUGUUUGCUUGGAGUUGUGUCCCAUAGACACCUGCGAAUGUGGAAGUGAACAAUGUCGAGACCCAAGAGACUGUUAUGGCUUCCGUUGUUCUGCACCCCGGUCUGCGUCAUGUUGAACUCCAAUGUUCUGCUGUGGAUAACUGCUCUUGCCAUUAAGUUCACGCUCAUUGACAGCCAGGCACAGUAUCCAGUUGUCAACACAAAUUAUGGCAAAAUCCGGGGCCUAAGAACACCAUUGCCCAAUGAGAUUUUGGGUCCAGUGGAGCAAUACUUGGGAGUCCCUUAUGCCUCGCCUCCCACUGGAGAGAGACGGUUUCAGCCCCCAGAACCCCCAUCCUCGUGGACUGGGGUUCGAAAUGCCACCCAGUUUGCUGCCGUGUGCCCCCAACACCUGGAUGAGAGGUCUCUAUUGCAUGACAUGCUGCCCAUAUGGUUUACUGCUAAUUUGGAUACUUUAAUGACCUAUGUGCAAGAUCAAAAUGAAGACUGCCUUUACUUAAACAUCUAUGUGCCCACAGAGGAUGACAUCCAUGAUCAGAACAGUAAGAAGCCAGUUAUGGUCUAUAUCCACGGCGGAUCUUACAUGGAGGGUACCGGCAAUAUGAUCGACGGCAGCAUUCUGGCAAGCUACGGGAACGUCAUCGUGAUAACAAUUAACUACCGGCUGGGGAUUUUAGGGUUUUUGAGUACCGGUGACCAGGCAGCUAAGGGCAACUAUGGGCUCCUGGAUCAAAUCCAAGCGCUACGGUGGAUCGAGGAGAACGUUGGCGCCUUUGGUGGGGAUCCCAAGAGGGUGACCAUCUUCGGCUCAGGCGCGGGAGCCUCUUGUGUCAGUCUCUUGACCUUGUCCCACUAUUCAGAAGGUCUAUUCCAGAAGGCGAUCAUCCAGAGCGGGACUGCCCUGUCCAGCUGGGCAGUGAACUACCAGCCUGCCAAGUACACUCGGAUAUUGGCAGAUAAAGUCGGCUGCAACAUGCUGGAUACCACAGACAUGGUGGAAUGCCUUCGGAAUAAGAACUAUAAAGAGCUCAUUCAGCAGACCAUCACCCCAGCUACAUACCACAUUUCCUUUGGCCCUGUCAUUGAUGGGGAUGUCAUCCCAGACGACCCUCAGAUCCUGAUGGAGCAGGGGGAAUUCCUUAAUUAUGACAUCAUGCUUGGUGUCAACCAGGGGGAAGGCUUGAAGUUUGUUGACGGCAUUGUAGACAAUGAAGAUGGCGUGACGCCCAAUGACUUUGACUUCUCUGUGUCCAACUUUGUGGACAACCUUUAUGGCUAUCCAGAGGGGAAAGACACCUUGCGGGAGACCAUCAAAUUCAUGUACACAGACUGGGCAGAUAAGGAAAACCCUGAAACUCGACGGAAAACUCUGGUAGCUCUCUUUACUGAUCACCAGUGGGUGGCCCCCGCUGUGGCCACAGCUGACCUGCACGCUCAGUAUGGGUCGCCAACGUAUUUCUAUGCCUUCUACCACCACUGCCAAAGCGAAAUGAAGCCCAGCUGGGCAGACUCAGCCCAUGGCGACGAAGUACCCUAUGUCUUUGGGAUCCCCAUGAUUGGCCCUACUGAACUUUUCAGCUGUAACUUCUCUAAGAAUGAUGUUAUGCUCAGUGCAGUGGUCAUGACGUACUGGACAAAUUUCGCCAAAACCGGUGACCCUAAUCAGCCAGUUCCUCAGGAUACCAAGUUCAUUCACACAAAACCCAAUCGCUUUGAGGAAGUGGCCUGGUCCAAGUAUAACCCCAAAGACCAGCUAUAUCUGCAUAUUGGCCUGAAACCCAGAGUGAGGGAUCACUAUCGAGCUACAAAAGUGGCUUUCUGGUUGGAACUUGUCCCUCACUUGCACAACUUGAAUGAGAUAUUCCAGUAUGUUUCAACAACCACAAAGGUCCCUCCUCCUGACAUGACCUCCUUUCCCUAUGGAACCCGGCGAUCUCCUGCCAAGAUAUGGCCAACAACCAAACGCCCAGCAAUCACUCCUGCUAACAAUCCCAAACACUCCAAGGACCCUCAUAAAACAGGGCCUGAGGACACAACCGUCCUCAUUGAAACCAAACGGGAUUAUUCCACUGAAUUAAGUGUCACCAUCGCCGUAGGGGCUUCCUUACUCUUCCUGAACAUUUUGGCAUUUGCUGCGCUGUACUACAAGAAGGACAAGAGACGCCAUGAGACGCACAGGCGCCCCAGUCCUCAGAGAAAUACAACGAAUGACAUUGCUCACAUCCAGAAUGAAGAGAUCAUGUCACUGCAGAUGAAACAGCUGGAGCACGAUCAUGAGUGUGAAUCCCUCCAAGCUCAUGACACACUGAGGCUCACCUGUCCACCAGACUACACUCUCACGCUGCGCAGGUCCCCAGAUGACAUCCCACUUAUGACACCAAACACCAUCACCAUGAUUCCAAACACACUGACGGGGAUGCAGCCUUUGCACACCUUCAAUACCUUCAGUGGAGGACAAAACAGUACAAAUUUACCCCACGGACAUUCAACCACUAGAGUAUAGCUUUGCCGUUUCCCUUCCUUCCCUCUGCUCCUCCUCUCAGCAACAUUGAAGAGAGAAAGAAGAGAGAAGCAACAUCUUUACACAAGGAAUGUUUUCCAUCCCACUGACUUAGGACAAAAAAGUUAAAGAGUCAUCAUUGUGUCCCUGCAGACCCAUCCCAUUGGCAUUUCCCAGUAUGACAACAUCAACUUCUGACCCUAUGAAAUGUGAAAAGUAUACAUUGCUGUUAUAAUACUGCUUUAAGAUCUCCACCACUCCAACAAAUGUUUAGUGUGACUAGGACAUCACCUUUUCAAGGACCUGGAUGUUUCCUGUUUCCAACAUAACAAUAGAAGCUGACACUUCUGGAACUCAGCCAGGGACAAAAUUUUUUUUUUAAAUUAUGAUUGGAAAAAAAAAGUUCUUUAUGUGCCAUAUGAUGGAUGGCUCUACUUGAGUGAAGAAAGAGUUUAUGGGCUUUUACCCAGCAUAUGGAGCUGUAAUCUAGAGAGAAGGAAAAGUAGAAUUUUAUUAUUAAAAUAAAAGAACUGACUAUGCAGUAACAUACGUAUAGUUCUGUGCAAAGAGAUGUUUUGCCAGCCUGAACUAUAUUUAAGAAACUUUGUAAAAAAAAAAUGUAUAUAGCUGUGAGUUUAAACAAAAACACACACAGAAAACAAACAAAAAAUGAACAAAAAAGCUUUUAUUGGUGUUUUCAGUUUGAAAGAGCUAAUUUUAGCAAGAUUGUGCUUUCCAUUGUGGUCUGUAUGUAUAUAAAUAUAUAUAUAUACAUUAGUCCUAUCACCUCUGUUUCCUCCAGGACAAAGGAGGGUUUUCUUCUUAAUUACUUGUGGUAAAUGAAGACACGGGGUUUUCUAACACAUUUCAUUUGUAGGAAGAUGUGGUGUCACACAGCAGACCCAGACCCUCUGUGUGACUGGGCUCUUUCCCCUUUUCUGGUUGCACAAGUGCAUGCGACAGCAUUUUUAGGAGACUGUUGUUUUAGGAAACUUUCAUUUUUGUGUGUUAAGCCUUCAUGAAGUUGCAACACAAAGAUGGAUCCCCAACGUGGAGUCUCUUUAAAGCUUUCUGAAUUAGAGACACGCACAUGCAGAGAGACAGCAGGAAAAACAAAAUACAAAUCUCAUUCUGUAGUCCUGGUUCUCUGAAUAUGUUUAGGAAGAGUUGCUUCCCACCCCAGGACCCUGCCAAAAAGGAAAGAAAGCUUGCCUUUGGUGGGGCCAUGCCCUGCCGAGUAAAUACGGCUCUGUGUUCCCCAGCAGCUGCGGAAGAGUUUGGCUGGUGAAGUACCUGCUCAGCUUAGCUAAUCAGAUUGAAGGAGGCCAUGUGUCUUUCCUUUUUUUUUGAAGCAGUAAAUCCCUUAUUUAUCAGUAAGCAGGUUUUUUUUUAUUCUUUAUAUCAUUUAUGGGAUAAAACAUAUGCUUGUCUAAAAAUACUGCUUUUUGUGGGUUUGUGUGUAUCAGUCACCGAUCAAUGAAUAUUAUAGAAAGAAAACAAAAAAGACAGAACAUUAAAGUGCUUUGCAUGGAUUUUCCUGGAAGUUAGGUUAGCUUCACUGUCAGGAUUACAUAUGGAAAUUAUUCACUUAUUUUAAAUUGACAACUUGGUGACCACAUAUUUGUCCCUCCGACAACUUGUCAUCUUCACACUGUCCUUUCAAUUUACCUUAAGGAAUGUUUUGAACGUCAUAAAAUGGAAGGAAAAAAUAAUAACUGAUUAUAUUUGCCUUUUAAAAAUUAUUGCAACACCAGGAAAUAGUAGCCAAGGAUAUUUGAAGAUAAUGUCUCUGGGCUUGAUUGUGGUUAUUCUAGAAACCCAGUCUUGAAAGUCAUUGCUAAGUUGGGCAUUCUCCACAAAGGUAGUCCAACUUCCUUGCCCCAUCACACACCUUUGAAUACAGAACCCCUGAACUAAAACUGUAGCGAUAGAUAUCAGAGUGUUUGAAAAUGCCCUCUAGAACAAGACAGGUCUUAGAAAUGCAUAUAAAAGUCACACAAUAAAUUCUGUUCUUUAUCUUGAUUUGAAUUUGAGAGUGAUUCUCUGUAUAUACAUAUGUGAAAUAUAAUCCCAACUUUGCACACAGUGAAGCAACACUCCUUUCUUGCAGCUAGAGGUGUCAUGGAUAAGAUUUUUGUCCCCCAUUCAUCAUUUUCUAAAGCUAUCGUCGGGCCAUUUCUGCAAGCUAUGUAUUACCCCAGCUGGGCUAUGGCAAAUAAGCUCUCCAUGAAACCACAAAGGAAGUGAUGCUUGGCAUCAAUGUUGGUCCAGUAUGUUUGUAAUGUGAAUUCCAGUAUUUGUUUAGUAUUUCCAAUUGUCUUCUGCUAGCAAUAUGCACAGUAAUGUAUCAGGCUUGUGAUAUUUGGAUAAGGAAAAAAAAAAGAGUUCUUGUUAAGUGAAUAACUUUAGCUUUUACAGAGGAUUAUGUUCAAAAGCAAUUUAAUACACCUUAAAUAAUAUCUUAUUUCUACAUGGAAAGAAGUUAUAGAAUCUUCAUAGAGUUCUAUGAGAAUAAAAUAUACUUGCUAUCUAUAAAAAAGAGAAAAAAUAGAAAAAAAUGAGAAAAAAAUAAGUUAAAAAAAACACUUUCCUAGGCUUUUAUUCUUGACCUUCAAAGGCACGCAGGGUUUAAUGGUUUCUUGGGUUAUUAUUUUGCGAUUUUGUUUUUGAUUUUGCCUUAAGUAAUGAUAGAAGAUAUAUAUGGCUGGACACAUAUGUAU